Rubroshorea leprosula is the source of this 2153-nucleotide messenger RNA. Lineage: Eukaryota; Viridiplantae; Streptophyta; Magnoliopsida; Malvales; Dipterocarpaceae. The record is from the annotation of a GenBank genome assembly.
AUAAUUAGUUGAGAUCUCUGAAUUAUCAGGCUGCAAAAAAUGACCAAGGUAGAAGAAAAGGGUCCUGCAGAUGGGAGAGAUGACUACACUGAAGAUGGUACUGUGGAUCUCAAGGGUAGACCUGUAUUAAGGUCCAAAACUGGAAGGUGGAGAGCCUGUUCCUUCAUAGUAGGGUAUGAAGUGUUUGAGAGAAUGGCAUAUUAUGGGAUAGCAUCAAACCUGGUGAUUUAUUUGUCAACGAAACUCCAUGAAGGCACUGUGGAAUCCUCAAACAAUGUCACCAACUGGAUUGGUACAGUCUGGAUGACCCCCAUCUUAGGUGCUUACAUUGCUGACACUUUCCUCGGCCGCUACUGGACUUUUAUGCUUGCAUCUGCUAUUUACAUUGCGGGCAUGUGCCUCUUAACCUUGGCUGUCUCGGUGCCCGGCAUGAGGCCUCCGACUUGCCCUGGUGUCAAAGACGCCGACUGCGACGAAAAGGCGUCUACUUUCCAAGUGGGUAUCUUCUUCUGUGCCCUGUACAUAAUCGCCUUGGGUACAGGUGGAACCAAGUCCAACAUCUCAACCAUGGGUGCAGACCAGUUUGACGAUUUCGAGCCCAAGGAGAGGUUCCAGAAGCUCUCCUUCUUCAACUGGUGGAUGUUCAGCAUUGUCUUCGGGACCCUGUUCUCCAACACUUUCUUGAUCUACAUCCAGGACAACGUCGGAUGGAGCCUUGGCUAUGGGCUGCCAACGAUCGGCCUUCUGGCUUCUGUACUUGUGUUUGUAGUGGGGACUCCGUUUUACCGGCACAAGCCGGUCUUGGGGAGUCCAGUGGCAAGGAUUCUUCAGGUGGUGGUGGCUGCGGUUAGGAAGUGCAAUGUGGCUGUCCCCAAUGACCCAGAAGAGCUAUUUGAGCUUAGCAUGGAGGAAUAUACAAAACAUGGAUACUUUAGAAUAGAUUACACUCCUUCAUUAAGGUUUCUUGACAAAGCUGCAGUGAAGACAGGAGCGACCUCACCAUGGAUGCUGUGUCCAGUGACACAAGUGGAACAAACCAAGCAAAUGGUAAAAAUGGUGCCAAUCCUGGUUGCAUCAUUCAUACCAAGUACCAUGACAUCUGAAGUGGCCACAUUGUUUGUGAAACAAGGAACAACUCUGCACAGGAGCAUGGGUCCGAAGUUUGACAUCCCUCCAGCCUGUCUUACUGCAUUCGUGACAAUCUUCAUGCUGAUCAGCAUUGUUGUGUACGACCGCUUAUUUGUUCCGGCUGUUAGGAAGUACACCGGAAAUCCCAGGGGAAUCACAUUGCUUCAGAGAAUGGGAGUUGGCUUUGUGCUGCAUGUCAUAAUCAUGCUAAUUGCUUGCAUGGCUGAAAGGAAGAGACUGAGUGUUGCGAAAGAGCACCAUAUUUUUGGUAAGAAUGACACAGUUCCUCUAACUGUGUUCAUUCUCCUGCCUCAGUUUGCCCUGAUGGGGGUAGCAGAAAACUUUGUGGAAGUAGCAAAGAUGGAAUUUUUCUAUGACCAGGCGCCAGAAGGUAUGAAGAGCCUUGGAACAUCAUAUUUCACUAGCAGUUUGGGGAUUGGGCAUUUCCUGGGCAGUUUUAUUCUCACAACAGUAUCUGAUAUUACCAAGAGACAUGGACGCAAGGGCUGGAUCUUGGAUAACCUGAACAUCUCUCAUUUAGACUACUAUUACACAUUCUUGGCUAUUCUGGGAUUCCUUAACUUCCUCUUCUUCUUGGUUGUGGCUAGGUUUUAUGUAUAUAAUCAAGAGGUGACAGAAUCAAAAAGGGACUUGCAGGAAACCAUUGAACCUUUGCAAAGCUUCACCACAAGAUGAAGUCCUGAAGAUGAGUCGAAGCUGAUAGGACACUCCGGCCAUUGGUGCAAUGACAGUAUAAUCCUAUAUCAUUACCGUUGAGUGUCGAGUCGAAAUCAUAAAUAACUUCAGUUGUUCAUUUCAAAAUGCCCUGUCCCAAUGAUCAAUCAAGAAAGAGAUUACCUAGAAUGAUUGAACUCUAAAUCAAAAAAAUUUCGCUUCAUUAUCCAUUUCAAAGGAUUCAUACAAUAUUCUAAUCUAAACUACGGAUAUAUGUAGAUAUAUGUAAUCAAUUAGCAAAGAAGUGACAGGGUUUUCAAGUUAGACAAGCAUAAACCUAUUAGCUGCAG